UUUUCCAAGAGGGAACUUGCUUAUGACUUCCCUUAUAAAUUCACAUACAUUCACAAUACACUUGCUCACGCUUACAAUUAAAAACUCCAUUGACAACCAUGGCGCUCACCAUUGAAGAAUACCAAGUACAAGAUGAUCGCUACCAACUUUACGAUGUUUACUUCUUUAGUGACAAAAUCCUAACGACCGUUACUCAUGAUCCAGACAUAGUAACGGACUGGAUCAACGAAAUUGAGUACGUCCAUCGACGACGUCUCAAUCGUCUUAUUGUUGGCCUAGACGUAGAAUGGCGGCCUAAUUUCAACCGUUACCAACAAAAACCAGUUGCAACUCUCCAGCUUUGUGUUGGUCGUCGUUGUCUCAUAUUUCAACUAAUUUAUUGCCAAUAUAUACCUGAUGCCUUAACGGAGUUUAUGUUGAACCCUUGUUAUGCUUUUGUUGGAGUGGGAGUUAAGAAUGAUGUUGAGAAGUUGGAGGAGGAUUAUGAGUUAUGUGUGGAGAAUGUUGUUGACUUGAGGUACUUGGCGGCUGAGGUGUAUAAUUCCAGGAACUUGAGGAAUGCUGGCUUGAAGACACUAUGUGAAGUUGUGCUUGGAAGAGAGAUUGAAAAGCCGAGGCAUGUUACUAUGGGGAGAUGGGAUAAUGAAUGGCUCGAUAUGGAUCAAGUGCAGUAUGCUUGUAUUGAUGCUUUUGUCUCUUUCGAGAUUGGAAAGAGUUUGAAUGCUUCAGGGUAUUAAUCUUAUGAUUGAUUGGAC
Molecule: messenger RNA, 755 nt
Organism: Lycium barbarum (goji berry)
Lineage: Eukaryota; Viridiplantae; Streptophyta; Magnoliopsida; Solanales; Solanaceae
Product: 3'-5' exonuclease-like
Exons: 1
Coding region: 99-737 (212 amino acids)
Biological process (GO): nucleobase-containing compound metabolic process
Cellular component (GO): cytoplasm; nucleus
Molecular function (GO): nucleic acid binding; 3'-5' exonuclease activity
Source: RefSeq, a predicted model, not a curated record